GCAAAAUUGCUUAAGUCAAGCCAUGAGAUCUGAAAAUUCUUUGAAAUAUUGGACUUCCGGAAUCGAGUACAAUGGAAGCCUUAUGUGGUGCUCAAAUUUAGACGAUUAUUUGAUCAGUUCUCAAGACUUAUUUUUCAAAACGGACGGCGAAAAAAAUCAACAUGGUUGUGUAUAUAUUGAGGCUGGCGAUAAAUAUGUUGCUGAAAUGGGUGGCGAGGAUUGUGAAGCAAAACUCCCGUUCAUUUGUGAAACUUUUCCACAAAAUGAAGACGAAGGCUACACAUCUGUGGGAAAUUCUUUGACUUUGAUAAAAGAAUGUCAAGUUCGGAGUGGUUUAAAAAAAAGGGAUAUUCAGAAAAUGAAGAAUAUUGAUAUAUCCCAAUAUUCAUACGACAUGAAGUGCCUUAUUAGCUGUCUGGCGGAAAAACUUGGAAUUAUUGACAAAAAUUUGAAAGUUGACACAAAUGAAGUUAACAAUUUCUUUGACUCUGGUUCGAAUGUUUUGUAA
Molecule: messenger RNA, 508 nt
Organism: Neocloeon triangulifer
Lineage: Eukaryota; Metazoa; Arthropoda; Insecta; Ephemeroptera; Baetidae
Exons: 6
Coding region: 23-508 (161 amino acids)
Molecular function (GO): odorant binding
Source: RefSeq, a predicted model, not a curated record